AUGGAGGACAAAUGCUUGAUUGCAAAAGAUGUUACAGGAUUAAUUAGGAAUACCCCAUUGGUAUAUUUGAACAAAGUUGUGGAUGGUUGUUUAGCCAGUAUUGCAGUGAAGCUAGAGGCAAUGGAGCCCUGCUCUAGUGUCAAAGAUAGAAUUGCUUUGAGCAUGAUCAAAGAUGUAGAAGAUAAGGGACUGAUUCAACUUGGGAAGACUGUCCUAAUUGAGCCUACCAGUGGUAAUUCUGGCAUAGAGUUGGCAUACAUUGCAGCAGUUAAAGGCUACAAACUUAUCCUUGCCAUGCCUGCUUCAAUGAGUAGAGAAAGAAGAAUUGUUCUCAGAGCUUUUGGAGAUGAACUGCACCUCACAGAUCCAGUGAAGGGUAUUAAGGGAAUUCAUGAGAAGGCUGAGUUACUGGAAAAGACCCCUUAUGGCUAUAUGCUUAAGCAAUUUGCAAAUCCUGCCAACCCAAAGAUUCAUUAUGAAACUACAGGGACAGAGAUUUGGAGAGGCUGCGGAGGAAAAGUUGAUGUCUUUGUUUCUGGGGUGGGGACUGGGGGAACAGUCACUGGAGUAGGAAGGUUCCUCAAGGAGAAAAACCCAGAUAUCAAGGUAUACGGUGUUGAACCAGCGGAAAGCGCAGUUCUGAAUGGAGGAGAGCCUGGCCUUCAUAAGAUCCAAGGAAUUGACCCUGGUUUCAUCACUCCUAUUUUGGAUGUCAGCAUACUUGAUGAAGUUGUUCCAAUAUCAAGUGAAGAAGCAAUUGAAACUGCUAAGCUCCUUGCAUUGAAGGAAGGCUUGCUGGUGGGGAAACCUUCUGGAGUAGCUGCAGCUGCUGCAAUAAAGAUAGCAAAGAGACCUGAAAAUGCUGGGAAACUCAUAGUGGUAGUUUUCCCCAGCUUCGGAGAGCGGUACUUGUCCACAGUCCUGUUUGAUUCCAUCAGGUAG
This is a messenger RNA of Vitis vinifera (wine grape), 942 nucleotides long. Its product is annotated as cysteine synthase. Lineage: Eukaryota; Viridiplantae; Streptophyta; Magnoliopsida; Vitales; Vitaceae. Gene Ontology annotation, molecular function: cysteine synthase activity. The record is from RefSeq and is a predicted model, not a curated record. The transcript is spliced from 10 exons. Bases 1 to 942 code for a protein of 313 amino acids. Gene Ontology annotation, cellular component: cytoplasm.